Molecule: messenger RNA, 3268 nt
Organism: Spea bombifrons (plains spadefoot toad)
Lineage: Eukaryota; Metazoa; Chordata; Amphibia; Anura; Pelobatidae
Gene: WDR3
Product: WD repeat domain 3
Exons: 27
Coding region: 117-2966 (949 amino acids)
Biological process (GO): maturation of SSU-rRNA
Cellular component (GO): small-subunit processome; Pwp2p-containing subcomplex of 90S preribosome
Molecular function (GO): snoRNA binding; protein binding
Source: RefSeq, a predicted model, not a curated record
CGCAAUAACCACGUGUGCGGCAGCUUGAGCACCGGCGAAGGGUGAGAGUGGAGCCAGGGCCCUAGGGACCCUUCGGACACGGAGCGUCUGUGUACCGCGUGACAGACGCGAGGGCGAUGGGGCUCACCAAGCAGUACCUGCGCUACGCCGCCAGCGCGCUCUUCGGAGUCAUCGGCAGCCAGAAGGCCAACGUCUCGUUCGUGACCCUCCGCGGGGAGAAGGGCCGCUAUGUGGCGGUUGGGGCCUGCGAGCACGUCUUCAUCUGGGACACCCGGAAGGGCGAGAAGGUGCUCAUCCUCCAGGGGCAGAAGCACGAGGUGACCCGUCUGUGUCCCUCGCCCGACGGGCUGUCGCUGGCCGUGGGGUACGAGGACGGAUCCAUCCGGAUCUUCAGCCUGCUGAGCGGGGAGAGCGGAAUCACCUUCAACGGGCACAAGGAGGCCGUGACGGCCCUGAGCUACGACCACCUGGGGGGCCGGCUGGUGUCGGGAUCCAAGGACACGCACGUGAUCGUGUGGGAUGUGAUUAAUGAGAGUGGUUUAUACAGACUGAAGGGUCACAAGGACGCCGUCACCCAGGCUCUGUUCCUGAAGGAGAAGAACCUCCUUGUCACCAGUGGAAAAGACACGUUGGUGAAGUGGUGGGACCUGGACACCCAGCACUGCUUCCAGACCAUGGUGGGGCACCGGACCGAGGUCUGGGGUAUGACCGUCCUCUCCGGAGAAAGCCGUGUGCUGACGGGGUCCGCGGACAGCGAGCUGAGGGCCUGGAGCCUCUCGUACAUGAAGGAGGGUGAGGACGCCGAGGCUCCGCAGACCAAGAAAGCCAGGGGUGUUUCGGAGGCUCCGGCGGCGGAGGACGGGGGGGACGCGGAGGAGGUCGGGGGGGAUGUGGAGGAGGCUCCGGAGCAGCGCAUCCUAUCCUGCCGCCGAUACGGCUCCAUCAUGAGAGAAGGAAGGGACCGCGUGGUGACUCUGGGCACGGAUCGGACGCAGAGGUUCCUGGCCUGCCACGGCGCCGACUCCCUGCUGGAGAUCUUCUGCCUCCUGACCGAGGAGGAAAUCGCCAAGAAACUGGAGAAGAAGCUGAAAUCCGCCAGGAAGAAGGCGCAGAAGAAAUGCGGGGCCGGGGAGACCCCCGAGGAGCCGCUGAUCGAACGGACGCUUCGGGACGAGAUCCAGAAAACGAGCAACAUUAGAACCUCCUCCAAAAUCAAGUCCUUUGAUCUCCUCGUGUGUCCGAAGGGGGCGCUGAAAGUGGUGGCGCUGCUUCAGAAUAACUGCGUGGAGUGUUACUCGCUGCCGGAGGGGCCGCCGCAGCCCACCCUCACCGAGGGCACCAAGACGUACAGACUCACCAUCGGGGGGCACCGCAGCGACGUGCGCACCAUGGCCUUCAGCUCCGAUAACAUCGCCGUGCUGUCCGCGUCCGCCGAGGCCGUCAAAAUCUGGAACAGGUCCACCCUGCAGUGUAUCCGGACCAUGCCCUGCGAGUAUGCUCUGUGCUCUGCGUUUGUCCCGGGGGAUCGGCAUGUCAUUAUAGGAAGUAAGUCCGGGAAGCUGCAGAUCUUUGACUUGGCGUCGGGGAGCCUCCUGGAGUCCGUGGCCGCGCAUGACGGGGCUUUAUGGUCCAUUUCUCUGUCUCCUGAUCAGAGGGGAUUUGCCACCGGAGGGGCAGAUAAAUGCGUGAAGUUUUGGGAGUUUGAGCUGAUAAGCGAUGAGUCGGACGCCCAGAGCAGCCGGCGGCUCUCCGUGAAGCAGACCCGCGUGCUGCAGCUGGAUGAGGACGUCCUGUCCGUGCGUCACAGUCCCGAUGGGCGCUUCGUGGCCGCGUCGCUGCUGGACUGCACCGUCAAGAUCUUCUUCGUCGAUACCCUGAAGUUCUUCCUGUCUCUGUACGGACACAAGCUCCCGGUGCUCUGUCUGGAUAUCUCGCAUGACAGCACCAUCAUCAUCACAGGUUCUGCAGACCGAAACAUCAAGAUCUGGGGCCUGGAUUUUGGGGACUGCCACCGCUCGCUCUUUGCCCACGAUGACAGCGUGAUGUUCCUACAGUUUGUGCCGAAGACUCACCUGUUCUUCAGCGCCGGGAAAGACCGCAAAGUGAAGCAGUGGGACGCGGACCGGUUCCAGCAGGUGCAAACGCUCGAGGGCCACCAUGGAGAGGUGUGGAGUUUGGCCGUCAGUCCCAACGGGGACCAUAUUGUAUCAUCGUCACACGACAAGUCUCUGCGUCUCUGGGAGAGAACGAGGGAGCCUCUGAUCCUCGAGGAGGAGAAGGAGCUGCAAAGAGAGGCAGAGUACGAGGAGAGUGUGGCCAGAGGCGGGCAGCCGGUGGUGGCUGGAGAGCGCGAGGGGGAAGCCGGUCUGGCGGGGAAGAAAACCAUUGAGACCAUAAAAGCGACGGAGCGCAUCAUGGAGGCCGUCGAGCUGCACAGGGAGGAGAGCGCGAAGCUGGAGGAGCAUCAGGCGCUAUGCAAAGCUGCGGGCAAAGAGCUGCCCCGUCGGACUCACCCCAUCCUGCAGGCGUACGGGAACAUCUCGCCCUCAGAAUAUGUUCUGGACGUCUUCAAGAAAGUGAAAUCCAGCGAGCUGGAGGAGUCUCUCCUGGUUCUGCCGUUCUCCUACGUGCCCGACGUGCUCACGUUGUUCCGGGAUUACAUCCGGCGCGGUCAGGACGUCGAGCUGAUCUGUCGCUGCCUUUUCUUCCUGCUGAGGAUUCACUUUGGGCAGAUCACCAGUAAUCACAUGCUGCUCGGGGUAAUCGAGGACCUGAAGAACUGCACCAUCUCGCGGGUGUCGGAAGCGCGGGACGUCAUGGGCCUGAACAUGGCCGGCCUGCAGUUCCUGAAGAGAGAGAUCGAGGCCAAAGAGGAGGUUCUGUUCUUCGCGGACGCCACCGAUCGCUUCGAGGAGCGCCGGAGGAAGAGGAAGAAGAACGAGAAGCUGCUCCUCGCCGUGGUUUAGUUCCCGCUGGACAGGUAGAGAGGAUAACGAUCCGUUAGUAGGAUUUCGCUGCGCGAUCCGCAUCCCCAAAAGCUGCUCCACAAUGGAAGAGGAGCUCCGGCAUUGGCUCAGACUGUUGUCAUGGGGACUGCUGUGCGUAUCGGCACUCAGACUGUCCCAUUUUCCCAGGAUUUGGGGGGGUAGAACAUCUUAUAGUUCGAUACCAGACCAGGUGUGUUCAUGGGUUUGGGGUUUAUCAGAUUUUACCUGUACAGACCGGCGUGUGUCGGCCGCUUUAUAAUAAACAUCUAUUUUAUACGAUC